CGUUACUCUUUUACCAAUUCCACCAGCUCUAUCAUCCCCGGUUUACAUACUCCAGUACAGGGCGAUGUGCAACUGAACAGUAGAAUUGGAAGCCAGGACUACUCGGCAGCAAAAUAACUUGGUUAAAGAGGGAAGACCAAGGGAAACCUUUUCGUUCCUGUGUUGCCGCACACAAGAGCGGCACAUGGGUGAACUGCGUCGUUAUUAAUAAAGGGAAACUGGUACAGUAUCAAAACAUCAUCAAGCGGAGACCGUUGCUUGGUGCGGCUACAAAAUAGCAAGGAAUCAACGCAACCUGGAUCAAUAAACCCGACGGAAAAUUAUAACGCAACGAUAGCCAGUUUUAUUAUGGGACCAGUAUACCAGGACCCAUAGAGCAGGUUCUCAGCCCCCAUGCAUUAUUUGUGGUGUCCAUAGCAACCCCGGUUCCACCCUUGCAGCUCUCGGUGUCAGCGCCCCCCCCCCCCCCCCCGCCCCGCUCCCUGACUGUGGCGCCCCCUGUGGCGGGAUGUCGGCGGCGCAGACGCGGAGCGACGGAGGCGAGCAGCGCUGGGGGUGCCUGGAGUCGCUGGGGCUGAGCCCCCGGGAGCUGGUGCUGGCCGAGGCCCUCCAGAUGGAGUACGACGCCCUGUCCCGCCUGAAACAGGACAAGAGCCCGUCCGGCAGGGCCGGGGGCCAGGGCGGGGGCGGGGGCGAUGGCGGGAAGGCCCCCGCGGGGGACGGGGGCGGCCAGAGGUCGGGCUCGGGGUCGGGUUCGGGGUCGGGUUCGGGUCCGAGCCCGUGCCCCCCCGGGAGGGACCUCCUCGGGGGCCUGUCAGGUUCGGACCCCUCCCUCAACCUGCAGCCGGGGGGGUCCAGCCCCUCCCACGCCGACCUGGAGCCCCAGAGCUACAGCAAGGAGCCGCUCUACAUCCUGAACAGCCCCGUCAAGAGCGACUACGAGAGGCCCAGCCUCCUGCUCCCCAAAAACCUCACCCCCCCCGACGACCCCCCGCCCGCCGUCCCGCCCCGCAACCCCCUGCCCCCCGACCCCGUCCCGGCCCGGCGGGGGGCGGCGCCCCGGGACGUGAACCUCUUCACGCCUGAGGCGGACCAGCCCAAACUGUCCGGCGGGGAGGCGCUGAACUACGAGAACCUGAACGAGUCCCUGGCCCGGCUCAACAGGGAGUGGCCCGGGCCGCGGGGUCGCCGGGGCAACGGGGACGGCUCGGGGAAGCCCGUGGCCCGCAGCAAGACCCUCCCCCCGCAGGUGCCCCCCCGCACCUACCUGCCCGUCCAGAAGAGCAACAAGAACCAGCGCCGGGUGUCAGCUGACCCGGUGUCCCUGGGGUCCCGGCUGAACGGCUUCGGGUACGAGCUCUUCCAGGUGUCUGAGGAGAGGGACGAGGAGGUGGCCGCCUUCUGCCACAUGCUGGACGUGCUGCGGUCGGCCUACCCGUGCGGCGACUUCUCCAGCAACGCGGGGCUGGUGUGGAGCCUGUGCCUGUCGCAGGACGAGCUGCAGCACGGCCUGGGCGUCGGCGUCAAGGUGACCGUCGUCAGUGACCACUUCCGAGACCCGCUCACCUUCACCUGCGACGGCUCGUCGACGGUGGACCUGCUGAUCUACCAGACCCUGUGCUACGCCCACGACGACCUGGACCUGAUCGACGUGGAGGACUACGUGCUCAAGGUGUGCGGCCAGGCCGAAUUCCUCAAGAACACCCAGACUCUGGCCAGCCUGGAGUACAUUCAGCAGUGCCUGAAGUUUGACUGUGAGAUCCGGCUCUUUCUGACCAAGAGGAGCUCAGUGUGCAGAGAGCUGGCGCGAAUGGAGGAAGAUGACGAGACUCCAUCCACGAUGAACCAGAGCAUUCUCCUGCAGGAGCGACCAAUCAAGCAGACCGUCACAAGGGAAGCUUUGACCCUCCUUCUGGACACUUUCCACAAUGAAGCCGAGUCCUUUCUUCUGUCCGAGGUGGAGCUGCCGCUGCACGUGGAGCGGCUGGUCCAGUCCGUCAAGGCGCUCUGCAGCUCGCUGGCUGCCGUGGAAACGCCCGACGUCACCGCCGCCCUCAACCUGCUGCCCGCCUGCCCCUGCCGCCUGCAGCCCCGGGUCCAGAAGGACGCUUCGGUGCUGACAAGCCGAGAGUACAGAGAGAAUGUGGUGGAGAAGCUGACGGCCUCCAUCCUGGACCUGGUGGAGCUGUACUGCAGCACGUUCAACGCCAACUUUCACACCACCCCCCAGAGCAGCCGCCCCACGGCCCCCACCCAGGAGGCCGGCCAGGUCACCAAUGUGCUGUCCUUCAGCGUCUACGCUGCUCACCGAAUCCCCAUCACCUGGGCUGCCAGCUACGAGGGAUUCUUCCUGUCCUGCUCGCUGACCCACGGCGGGGUGGAGCUCUGCGCCCCCCAGCACACCAGCAAGCAGUCCGUCAGCAAGUACCUGUUCCACCUGGUGGUGUGGGACCAGAGGAUCUGUUUCCCAGUGCAGAUUAACCAGUUGCCGCGGGAGACGCAGUUGACGGUGACCCUCUACGCCACACUGCUGCCCCCGCCAGGGGGUGCCGAGGACAAGAGCAAGCAGCGGCGUAGCAUGGAGGCGCUCGGCUGGGUCACCAUGCCACUCUUCAACUUCAGACAUGUGCUCACAUGCGACAGGAAGCUGCUUGGGCUGUGGCCUUCGACCCCAGGAAGUGCUAACGCCCGCUCCAGCACCCCCAACUUCAGCCAGCCGGACAGCGUCAUUCUGCAGGUGGACUUCCCCACCUCCUCCUUCGAGGUGCGGUUCAGCACCCCCAUGCCCGCCGAAUUCAGCCCCCAGUACGAGUUCUCCCGCAUGGACCAGAACAGCCAGAGGCAGCUUCAGGACGUCCUGCACAAGAAGUCCCUCUUCUGGCUGACCCAGGAGGACCGGAGGCUGCUGUGGGAGAAGCGCUACUUCUGCCACGCGGAGAGCAGCGGGCUGCCCCUGGUGCUCGCCAGCGCCCCCAGCUGGGAGUGGGCCUGCCUGCCGGACAUCUACGCCCUGCUGCGCCAGUGGGCCUGCAUGAACCACCUGGACGCCCUGGGCCUGCUGCACGCCUCGUUCCCGGAUCAGGAGCUCAGACGCACGGCGGUGAAGUGGAUGGACUCCAUCUCGGACGCCGAGCUGCUGGACUUCCUGCCGCAGCUGGUGCAGGCGCUGAAGUACGAGUGCUACCUGGACAGCCCCCUGGUGCGCUUCCUGCUGCGCAGGGCCAUCGGCGACCUGAGGGUGGCGCACUACCUGUUCUGGCUGCUGAAGGACGCGCUGCAGGACUCCCAGUUCAGCGUGCGCUAUCAGUACCUGCUAGCCGCUCUGCUGUGCUGCUCCGGGCGCGGCCUGCGCGAGGAGUUCGACCGCCAGUGCUGGCUGGUCAGCAUCCUGGCCAAGGUGUCCCAGCGCGUACGGGACACGUCCCCCUCGUCCCGCCAGGCUGUCCUGCGGGAGGGGCUAGAGGAGGUGCGCCAGUUCUUCUCUGUCAGCAGCAGCUGUCGACUCCCACUGAACCCCGCCCUGCUGGUGCAGGGCAUCAAAAUACAGUCCUGCUCCUACUUCAACUCCAACGCCGUCCCGCUCAAGCUGUCCUUUCAGAACCUGGACCCGCUCGGGGACAACAUCAACGUCAUCUUCAAGUCGGGAGACGACCUCCGGCAGGACAUGCUGACUCUGCAGAUCAUCCGCAUCAUGAACAAGAUCUGGAUCCAGGAGGGCCUGGACAUGAGGAUGGUCAACUUCCGCUGCUUUUCCACGGGGCGGGGGCGAGGCAUGGUGGAGAUGAUCCCCACCGCCGAGACCCUGCGGAAGAUCCAGGUGGAGCACGGAGUCACCGGCUCCUUCAAGGACCGGCCGCUGGCGGACUGGCUGCAGAAGCACAACCCCACCGAGGACGAGUACGAGAAGGCGGUGGAGAACUUCAUCUACUCCUGCGCAGGCUGUUGUGUGGCCACCUACAUCCUGGGCAUCUGCGACAGGCACAACGACAACAUCAUGCUGAAGACCAGCGGUCACAUGUUCCACAUCGACUUCGGCAAGUUCCUGGGCCACGCGCAGAUGUUCGGCAACAUUAAGCGGGACCGUGCGCCCUUUGUCUUCACCUCUGACAUGGCGUACGUCAUCAACGGGGGAGACAAGCCGUCCAGCCGCUUUCAUGACUUUGUGGACCUGUGCUGCGAGGCCUACAACCUGAUCCGCAAACACACACACCUCUUCCUCAACCUGCUGGGCCUGAUGCUGUCCUGUGGGAUUCCGGAGCUGUCUGACCUGCAGGACCUGAAGUACGUGUACGACGCCCUGCGACCCCACGAGUCAGAGCCCGACGCCACCAUGUACUUCACCAGGCUGAUCGAGUCCAGCCUGGGCAGCGUGGCCACCAAGCUCAACUUCUUCAUCCACAACCUGGCGCAGAUGAAGUUCGCGGCGGCAGAGGAGAGGCCCGUCCUGUCCUUCGCCCCGCGCGUCCACACGCUCAAGAGCGACGGGCCCAUCCGCAGCCUCUACGUCUGCCGCCACGUCAAGACCUACAGCCCCAGCAAGGGAUACACCUACAUAGUGAAGGUGGAGCGGGAUGGCCAACAGGGGGCGACGCUGGUCCAGAGGAGCUUCGAGGAGUUCCACGAGCUGCACGGCAAACUGCGGCUGGUCUUCCCCUCCUCCAAACUCCCCAGCUUCCCCAGCCGGUUUGUGAUUGGCCGGUCGCGAGGCGAGGCCAUGGCCGACCGCAGGAAAGACGAGCUGAACGGAUACGUCUGGCACCUGGUCCACGCAGCGCCCGAAGUGGCACAGUGCGAUCUCAUCUACACCUUUUUCCACCCCCUGCCGAGAGAUGAGAGGCCAGGGACGGUCGUCAACACCCUCCAGAAUAAACCAGCAGAGGUGUCCUGGGCUCCUGUUACGGGAAGAGUGGCGGGCGAGGUGAAGCUCUCCAUUUCCUACAAGAGCGACAAGCUCUUCAUCAUGGUCAUGCACAUCCGCGGCCUGCAACCCCUGCAGGACGGCACGGACCCCGACCCCUACGUCAAACUGUACCUCCUCCCCGACCCUCAGAAGACCAGCAAACGGAAGACCAAGGCGGCCAAACGCACCUGCAACCCCACCUACAACGAGAUGCUGGUGUAUGCCGGGAUUCCGCGGGGCGACCUGCAGCAGCGGGUGAUCCACCUGCGAGCGCUGAGCGAGGGUGCAUUCUGGGAAAACACCCUGCUGGGAGAGGUCUUCAUCCCCCUCAGGACCAUGACGCCCGGCCACCGCUGGGUCGACUGGCACCAGCUGGGCAUGGGGAGGCCCGAUGCCACCCGCUAGGGAGGGAAGGGAAGGGAGUGCAGAGACGGUUAGGUAGCGUGUGUGUGUGUGUGCGCGUGUGUGUGUGUGUGCGGGUUUGUGUGUGUG
Anguilla anguilla (European eel) is the source of this 5392-nucleotide messenger RNA. RefSeq names its product phosphatidylinositol-4-phosphate 3-kinase, catalytic subunit type 2 beta (gene pik3c2b). Lineage: Eukaryota; Metazoa; Chordata; Actinopteri; Anguilliformes; Anguillidae. The record is from RefSeq and is a predicted model, not a curated record. Gene Ontology annotation, cellular component: cytoplasm; phosphatidylinositol 3-kinase complex; plasma membrane. Gene Ontology annotation, biological process: phosphatidylinositol-3-phosphate biosynthetic process; phosphatidylinositol-mediated signaling; phosphatidylinositol 3-kinase/protein kinase B signal transduction. Gene Ontology annotation, molecular function: 1-phosphatidylinositol-4-phosphate 3-kinase activity; phosphatidylinositol binding; 1-phosphatidylinositol-3-kinase activity. The transcript has 33 exons. Bases 509 to 5305 code for a protein of 1598 amino acids.